AUGGGUCGCGGAAAGAGAGGACAUCGAGGCGGCGGCCGCGGCGGUCGUGGUGGCCGAGGGGGUAGUCGCGACAAUCGUGGAGGUCACCGUCCCUACCAAACAUACCCCGAGGUGCCCAAAGAGAAUAAGCGACUCGAACAGUAUUACAACACACUGGUCGACCUGCCUGAGGAGGAGAGGGUCGAGUUCUGGGCUGCACUCAAGAGGGAGUUGCCUAACAGUUUCCGGUUCUGCGGGUCGAAAGGCCACGCCCUCGCCGUCAAGCGCUUGCUACAGACGAGAUACAUUCCCGAAAUCACCAGCAUCACUCACGAUGGUGUUACCGUCGCUCCGCCGACGGCCGUUCCUUGGUACCCUGACGGACUCGCCUGGUCUAUGACCACCCCGAAGAACGUCAUUCGUAAAUUCCCCCCCUUCGCCGCCUUCCAGAAGUUCCUCGUAUCCGAGACCAGCGUGGGGAACAUCAGCAGACAAGAGGUGGUGAGCAUGAUUCCGCCUCUGCUCAUGGACGUCAAGCCGGGAAUGGCUGUCCUCGAUCUCUGCGCUGCGCCGGGCAGCAAGGCCGCCCAGCUACUAGAGAUGAUUCACCGUGGUGAGGAGGCUCGCAUUCGGCAGGUUAUCCGGAGCAUCUCUGGUGAUAAGGCUACAAACGAGGAUGUUCUGGAGGAUGACGAGACGACACGCCUAGAAGCCGACCCUAGCGAUGAUGGCAGAGCCACCGGCAUGCUCAUCGCCAACGACGCCGACUACAAGCGCAGCCACAUGCUUAUCCAUCAAUUGAAGCGUCUGUCUUCGCCCAACAUGAUCGUCACCAACCACGAUGCCACCAUGUACCCCUCGCUCAGGAUACCGAACCCCGAAAACCCCUCCAAGCCGAACUACCUCAAAUUCGACCGUAUUUUGGCCGACGUCCCCUGCUCCGGCGACGGAACCCUCCGAAAGAACGUCAAUUUGUGGAAGGACUGGACUCCCGGUAAUGCCUUGGGUCUACAUCUCACACAAGUCAGGAUUCUUGUGCGUGCUCUCCAAAUGCUCAAGCCCGGUGGCCGCGUCGUCUACUCGACCUGCAGCAUGAACCCUGUCGAGAACGAGUCCGUGGUGGCUGCGGCCAUUGAGCGGUGCGGUGGACCCGACAAAAUCGAGAUCCUCGACUGCAGCGAUCAGCUCCCCCUACUGAAGCGGAAGCCCGGUCUUCGGAAGUGGCAGAUCAUGGACAAAUCAGCUCGUCUAUGGAACUCAUGGGAGGAAGUCGAGGAAUACGUAAAGUCUACCGAGGAUGGCAUUAUUCCGGGUCGCCUCGUCGAGAGCAUGUUCCCGCCGUCCGCGAGCAGCGACUGCGCUGAUCUUCCCCUGGAGCGGUGCAUGCGGGUGUAUGCUCAUCAACAGGAUACCGGCGGCUUCUUCAUUACUGCCCUGCAAAAGAAGGAGGAGUUCAAGGCGAAGCCUGAGGAAAACAGGAAGCAGCCUCCCAAGACUAACGGCAAGGCUAAUACUGCCAAACGGCCGUUGGAGGAGGAGGGGGACAAAGAAGAGGCCGGUGUUAAAAAACUGAGACUGUCCGAGGAGCCUGCCAAAGAGCAGCCGGCUACAACCGAACCAGUGGCGGCCGUAACAGAGGAGGCCGAGGCAGAAGUUGAAACCGGGACGAAGCCCGAGGCUAUCGAAGUACCAGCCACCAACGACGCCGUUGAAGCAGCCACCCCGGUCCCCCAACCAACAGACUCAACAUCCGCAACUCCCUCCGUAGCAACCCCCGCGGCCACAGCCGCAACCCCCACCGCCCAGGAUUCCAUCCAGGAGCCCAAGCGCAGGCCGGACGGCCCCUACGAAGAACCCUUCAAAUUCCUCUCGCCCGACCACGACGUCAUCAAGAACGUGGCCGAGUUCUACUCCAUCUCGCCGCGCUUCCCCUCGGACCGGUACAUGGUGCGCAACGCCCUCGGCGAGCCGGCUAAGGCCAUCUACUACACCUCAGCACUGGUGCGCGACAUCCUCGUGCUCAAUGAGGGCCGCGGCGUCAAGUUCGUGCACGGCGGCGUCAAGAUGUACGUCAAGCAGGACGCGCCGUCGGCCGACGUCUGCCGGUGGCGGAUCCAGUCCGAGGGCAUCCCCAUCCUACACGGCUACGUGGGGCCGGAGCGGGUGGUGGUGCUCACCAAGAAGGCGACACUUAAGAAUCUGCUCGUCGAGAUGUUCCCCAAGAUCGCCGGCGACGACUGGCGCCGCAUGGACGAGAUCGGCGAGCGCGUCCGCGACCUCGCCCUCGGCUGCUGCGUCCUACGCGUCCAGCCCGAGGGCGGCGACCCGGACUUCGCCGAGAGCAUGGCCCUGCCCCUGUGGAAGAGCUUCCAGAGCCUGAAUCUGAUGCUGCCCAAGGAAGACCGCAGCGCCAUGCUGCUGCGCAUCUACAACGACACCACCCCGCUCAUCAACAUGGGCAUUCAGAAGAAGCCUGCCGAGGGCGCCGCCGCUGAGGCCAAGGAGGCCGGCGAUGGGGACGCCGAGAUGAAGGACGCCGCUCCUGCUGCUACCAAGGAGGCGCAGGAGGAGGAGGAGACCGUCGGUGCGGCGGAUGUCGAGGUGGCGGAUGCGCCCGCUCCUGAGGCGGCUGAGGCGGUCGAGGCCCAGGCUGCGGACACCGCUACUCCUGCGGAAGGACCAAAAGCUUAG
Molecule: messenger RNA, 2670 nt
Organism: Chaetomium globosum CBS 148.51
Lineage: Eukaryota; Fungi; Ascomycota; Sordariomycetes; Sordariales; Chaetomiaceae
Exons: 2
Coding region: 1-2670 (889 amino acids)
Biological process (GO): tRNA methylation
Cellular component (GO): nucleus; cytoplasm
Molecular function (GO): tRNA (cytidine-N5)-methyltransferase activity; tRNA binding
Source: RefSeq, a predicted model, not a curated record